AUGAGACUUCGCUGUCUGCUAGCCCUUCUACCGCUCACCGCCGUACUCGCUUCGAGUCCACCCGUCCAGGUCGAAUUGCGCACGUCAUGGGCACCUCCGCCGUUCCUCGUUGAGCUACUAGAGACCAUCGCCAUAGAAGACCCCGAAUCCUAUUUUCCUCUGCUCGACCGCUUCACGCACCCGGAGUGGUCCCCGCUCGCUCAGGACCAAGCUCACGAAAAUGUGUAUCGCAACGCGCUCGAAACCGCCUUAGCUGCAGGAUAUCUGGCUGAACCAGGCGAACUCGCGGCUAUGGAAGCCACCUUUGCACUACAUUCGUCGACGCCGAGACUCGAGGCAGCCUACCAGUUUUAUUCGGACAACCAAGCUGGACGUGGCGCAGACUGCGGGUCCUGGGUGGACUGGUACGGAGACGUUGUGUGCAGCGUGGAGGAUCUUCAAAGACUGGCGGGAAUCAAGGCAAUAGAAGCUGGGGAAGUGGCUGCACGGAAUGGUUCUGCCUCUGACGUUAAAGUCUUACCGUUUGAUCAUAUUCGACCUUCACCUGAUCUUACUCUCGAUCGGCCCCCGCAAACGGCGGUCCUGUAUGCUACCCUGACUUCGUCGAACUUCCGCAAUCUUCACUCUUUCCUCUACGCUGCGUCAGCUGGUCCUAGACCACAUAUACAGUACAUCUUACGGCACAUUCCGCCAACGGGACAUGCCUCUGACAGAGAGCGAGCGUACCUCUCAGGCUACGGUGUCGCACUCGACCUAAAGAAGAUGGACUACCUCGCCAUGGAUGACCGCAGACAGAGCUCAGCGGACGAUUCCGAUGCCUCGGACGACGCCCUCAGUGCACCCGGAGAAGCUGACGUCGUUGCCGCACUGCUGCAGCAAUACCCCGAGGACGCCGACACGGACUACACCAUCCCUCUCACCUCGGACGAGCUCUCCAACAUCGGUCUACAGGCCACACAGCUCAUUGCUGACGCUUCAGACCCACUUGCGACACUCAAGCAGCUCUCGCAGAACUUCCCCAAGUACGCGAGUUCCAUCGCUCGCCGUGUCGUCGUUAGCGACACACUCGAGGACGAGAUCACGCUCAAGAACACCAGGGCCCCGGCCGGUGCGAGCAUGGCCUGGCUCAACGGUUCGCCGCUCACGGAGGGCGAUAUGAACCCGCUGUCGCUGCUGCGCCUCCUGCGCAAGGAACGCGCGGUCAUGCGCCAGCUCGCCGCGCUCGGGCUCAACACGACGCAGUCGCUCGACGUGCUCACGCACCGCGCCGUCGGCGCCGCGCAGGCCGACACGGGCGCGCUCGACGCGCUCUUCGACGCGAGCGACCGCCCCGAGGGCGGCGCGGCCAUCGUCUGGUGCAACGACCUCGAGCAGGACGCGCGGUAUGCGCGCUGGCCCGACAGGCUCAGCACGCUGCGCGGCGUCAUGCUCUACCCCGGCCAGCUCCCAAGCCUGCGCCUUCACCUCUACAACAUCGCCCUCGUCCUCGACCUGAGCCAGCCCGCCGGACUCGGCUUCAUUACCAAUGCUGUUGUGUCUCUCAUCUCGCGCGGUAUUCCCUUCCGGUUCGGCAUUGUGCCCAGUGUGGAGACAGAGGAGAGCUUGAAGAUGGCAAGACUAACUUACUGGCUAUUUGAGAACAUCGGACAAGAUAAAGCAUUGAACUUCAUUGCCCGCCUGGCGCGCCUCCAACUUGGGAACCCCUUUGCCGAGCCGACGUUCGACUGGUCGCUCGUUACCUCCGAAUUCACAGACCUGCUCGCCAGGACCGAAGGUCUUUCCGCCUCACUCGCCUCCAUUUUUGACGGAGAAGACGAAGAGAUGGAGCACAAGGUCGCGGCCGCACGUGCGUACGCGGCGCGCCUCGCCGCGGAUCUGACUAGUGCGCCGCGCGGCCAUGUGUUCAUGAACGGCAAGCAUUUCGAUCUCGACGAUGACAUCAUGCGCAACAUGCAGUUCAUGGGCACUCAGAUGUUCCAACACCUACAGGAACAGCUGCUCGCCGGUGCUUUGACGGAUGACGACGCCGAACACAUCGCGACAUACUUCUACGACCUGCCCACCACCGCUGCGCGCCGCAAUCGGUAUAUCUACCCGAGUGGCAAGAACAGCGAGCUCGUCUUGAACGUCCCCGAGCUGCUCGCCAAGGCAAGCUUUUCGAGCGGCCAAGACGCGUUCGUGUACCCGCCGGGCGAGGCUCAGGUUUCACUUACGACGCUUAUCAUUGCGGAUCUCGAUUCCGAAGAGGGGCUUGCGCUCGCCAAGGAGGCGCUGAUGGCUAUGGAAGAGGAUAGUCCUGCGCGUGUAUCGUUCGUGCACAAUCCCUCCAACUCCACCGCUCGAGCAUCAACCUCGGCUUUCCUGGGCCAUCUCGGCGAGCAGGUCGUCCUCUCGGCCGGUGGGGGAAUUGACGAAAUCCUGGAUGGCGCGUCUCUGGCCGCUCUGGACGACGAUCCUUUCGUGCGUGCGAGCCGAUUUUUGCUUCGAGAGCUCAAGCUCGCGCCCGGCGCGCAGGCUGUGGUAGUGAACGGCCGGGUUGUUGGCCCUUUUGUUCCAGGCGGCAUCGUUGCCGAAGACCUGCACGCCUUAUAUAUGUACGAACAGCACAAGCGCGUCGGGCCCGUUGUCGAGGCACUCGAGGAGGUGGCCGACCUCGAGCGCCUAAGUAGAAAGGGUGCAGCCGAGCUCAUCGCUCGCGCGGCAUCCCUCAUCUCUAGCAUUCAUCAGCCGGACCCAAGCGAGGUCGGCUUGUUCAACGCCCCGGUUCGGCCACGCAAGAGAAGCUACCAGCUACUUGGUGGCGAGCAUACGAAGUAUGAGUUCGGUGACAACGCAACCGCAAUAUUCCACGUCGGCAUCCUCUUGGAUCCCAUAAGCGAUACCGCACAGAAGUGGUCAGCACUGCUUGAGUGGCUGUUGAAUGACCCAGCCGUUUUCGUUGAACUGCACAUCAACCCGUGGCGCUAUACAGAGCUCCCCCUGAAGCGGUUUUACCGCUACAACGUGCAGCCGGCGCUUCGCUUUUCGGAUGCCGGAGAUGAGACUAAGUCACUGGUCUCCUUCAACGGCCUUCCCGAGGACCCGAUUUAUACUCUAGCGAUGGACAUACCGCCGUCCUGGUUUGUUCGCCCUCGCGAGGCGACGUACGACCUCGACAAUAUUCUCUUGAGCGGCCUUGGCAAGCACGAGCGCGCACAGGGUGUCUACGCGCUCUUCGAGCUUGACUACCUUGUCAUUGAGGGCCAUGCGCGUGAAGAUGGGACACUCACUCCGCCACGGGGCCUGCAGCUGCAGCUCAUCAACGGAGAGGGCAACGCUAUCGCAGAUACACUCGUCGUCGCCAACCUCGGCUACCUGCAGUUCCGCGCGAAGCCCGGUGUCUUUGGGCUCGAGAUACGACCCGGUCGAGGCAGAGAGAUCUUCGAACUCGAGAGUGCCGGGAGCGAAGGGUGGAACUCGCCUACAGCUGACCAGGCCGGAAACGAGAUCACGUUGAUGAGCUUCGAAGGUUUGACGUUGUAUCCGCGCAUGAGACGCUCGCCCGGUAUGGAGCUUGUGGACGUGCUGGCGCCGCCGAGGCUGGACGAACAAGAUGGGACGAUUGUGGACAAAUUGAAGCAUGGAAUCACGUCCCUGUUUAAAUCGAAGCCCGAAGAACGGACUGAAGCCGCUGAACCGGCAACGCAGCAGGCGGAGAUCAACAUCUUCACAGUUGCUUCUGGCCUUCUUUACGAACGUUUCGCAUCAAUCAUGAUCCUUAGUGUGCUUCGCAACACGAAUAGUUCCGUCAAGUUUUGGUUCAUAGAGAACUUCCUCUCGCCCUCCUUCCUCGAGUUCAUUCCGCACUUCGCGGAGGCGUACAAUUUCCAGUACGAGCUCGUAACCUACAAGUGGCCGUCGUGGCUCCGUCAGCAGAAGGAGAAGCAACGUAUCAUCUGGGCGUACAAAAUCCUCUUCUUGGACGUCCUCUUCCCUAUGGAUUUGAAGAAGGUCAUCUUCGUCGACGCAGACCAGAUCGUGCGCGCAGAUCUCAAGGAGCUCGUGGAUCUCAAUUUGCACGGCGCACCGUAUGGAUACACGCCCAUGGGCAACGACAACGAAGAGAUGGAGGGAUUCCGGUUCUGGAAGACCGGAUACUGGAAGGAACACUUGGAAGACUUGCCGUAUCACAUCAGCGCGUUGUAUGUGGUUGACUUGGUUCGGUUCCGUCAGCUGGCAGCUGGGGACAUCCUUCGUGCCCAUUAUCAACAGCUUUCGGCUGACCCGAACUCGCUCGCCAACCUCGAUCAAGACCUACCAAACAACUUACAGCGCGAAGUUCCGAUUUUCUCGCUACCAGAAGAUUGGUUGUGGUGCGAGACGUGGUGUACCAAAGAUAGGCUACACCGCGCGAAGACGAUUGAUCUCUGUCAGAAUCCGCUCACGAAAGAGCCCAAGCUUGCACGCGCAAAGCACAUUCCCGAAUGGGAAGAGUAUGACGGAGAGAUUUCUCGCUUUGCUCGUCAGCUCGCCGAGAACGGGCUUAUCCAUUCCGGGAUGGCAGACGCGGACGCGACAAUUCUUGCAGACGUCGGAGCUGGGAAAGUGGCAACCGAAAACAAGCAGGGGACAGGUAGUGCGGGCGAUGACGCAGAAACGCUUCACCGUCAGAAAGACGAGCUGUAG
Messenger RNA from Phanerochaete carnosa HHB-10118-sp, 4665 nucleotides. Its product is annotated as glycosyltransferase family 24 protein. Gene Ontology annotation, cellular component: endoplasmic reticulum. The coding region runs from base 1 to 4665 and encodes 1554 amino acids. The record is from RefSeq and is a predicted model, not a curated record. Lineage: Eukaryota; Fungi; Basidiomycota; Agaricomycetes; Polyporales; Phanerochaetaceae. Gene Ontology annotation, molecular function: UDP-glucose:glycoprotein glucosyltransferase activity. The transcript is spliced from 25 exons.